Messenger RNA from Oppiella nova, 267 nucleotides. The record is from the annotation of a GenBank genome assembly. Lineage: Eukaryota; Metazoa; Arthropoda; Arachnida; Sarcoptiformes; Oppiidae.
UUGGCCACCUGGAUCAACUACUUAAGUGAUGUAAGUGCGGGUGGGGCCACAGUCUUCCCAUAUUUAAAUGUGGCCAUAAAACCAAAAAAAGGGUCGGCCCUGUUUUGGUAUAACCUAAAAAAAUCAGGCCUAAUAGAUAUGCAAACACUUCAUUGCGGGUGUCCUGUCCUGAUGGGCGACAAGUGGAUCGCCACCAAAUGGAUACCUGAAGCCAGACAGGAGUUCCAUAAGCCCUGUACUCUCGAUAAAUAUGAAUUAAACUAUUUA